GAAAAAAAGGAGAGAAGAAAAAAAAAUUGCGGCUCGGGCACGCAGGAUUUGUUCCCCCCGCAUCGCAUCUCCCCCAACCCUCUCGCUCCGCCGCCGACCCUCCCGCACGCCGCUCCUCCGCCGCGCGCGCCCUCCUCCUGCUACGCCUCCCACGCCGUCCCGUCGGAUGCCGCGCGUGUCCCGCUCAGCCGCCCCGCUGCCCCUCCGCCGCGCGUGCCCGACUCCUCCUCCUCCUCCGCCGCCGCCGCGGCCUCGUUCGUCCAGGCCCGGGAGGAGCCCGUGAGGUUAUCAUAGCGCAAGCCCAGGCAGCAACCCGGCCAAGCUCACCCGUCUUCAUCAGCAGGGGUCGUCCGGCCGCCACCACGCGUCGCCGGUCGUGUCACCGCCGCCACUUCCGCUGCUUAUGAGAGCCCUCACUGCCGCCACAAUCUCCUCCCCGAUACGCGCCCUCCUCCUCCACCCCUCCUUCCCCUCAACCCUCCGCCUCCCUCUCACCAUGAACCCCUCCUCCUCCUCUGGCUACCGCUCCAAUGCCUCUGCCUUUGCCUCCACGCACCAGCCGCGUGGCGGCCGUGGCGGUGGCAGGCGACCGGGUGGCGGCGGCGACGGUGGUGGCGGCGGCGACGGCGGAAACCGCAUCGACGCCCUCGGCCGCCUCCUGACGAGGGUCUUGCGGCACAUGGCGCCGGAGCUGAGGCUGAACAUGAGGAGCGACGGGUAUGUGCGGGUCCGCGACCUGCUCCGCCUCAACCUGGAGACCUUCGCCAAGGUUCCGCUCAACUCCCACACAGUGGAUGAAAUCAGGGAGGCGGUCAGGCGAGACAACAAGCAGAGGUUUGGUCUGUUGGAGGAGGAUGGCGACCUGCUGAUUCGAGCUAACCAGGGGCACACUGUGACAACUGUUACAUCAGAGAGCUUGUUGAAACCAAUUCUAUCGGCUGAUGAAGUCUCAGUCUGUGUCCAUGGAACUUACAGGAAAAAUGUUGAUUCAAUAUUGAAACAUGGGCUUAAACGUAUGGCAAGGCUACAUGUACAUUUCUCAAGUGGUUUACCAUCAGAUGGAGGAGUUAUUAGUGGUAUGCGGAGUGGCGCAAACAUAUUGAUAUAUUUGAAUGUCAGAAAGGCACUGCAAGACGGGAUGAAGCUAUACAUCUCAGACAACAAGGUGAUCCUGACAGAGGGCUUCGAUGGCGUUGUCCCCAUCAAGUACUUCGAGAAGAUCGAAACAUGGCCAGGACGUGCACCGAUACCGUUCCAGAGGUAGAAGAGGCCUUGCCGUAGCACUGGAGUCCUGCACGGCCUCUCGCUCAGCGAAAACUUGGGAUGAAUGCGCUGCACGACAAGAGUUUCAUCAUGUAAUCAUUCUGCUGCUGCUGUGGACUUUUUACUGGUUGUGCAGAACCUGUGUAUGGUUAUGAUGACCAGAUGUUAUGGAAUAGCAAAUUUGGUUUAUGAUGUGUGAA
This is a messenger RNA of Aegilops tauschii subsp. strangulata, 1463 nucleotides long. RefSeq lists its product as uncharacterized. Gene Ontology annotation, molecular function: tRNA 2'-phosphotransferase activity. The record is from RefSeq and is a predicted model, not a curated record. NCBI's taxonomy places the organism in Eukaryota, Viridiplantae, Streptophyta, Magnoliopsida, Poales, Poaceae. Gene Ontology annotation, biological process: tRNA splicing, via endonucleolytic cleavage and ligation.